Molecule: messenger RNA, 768 nt
Organism: Aspergillus thermomutatus
Lineage: Eukaryota; Fungi; Ascomycota; Eurotiomycetes; Eurotiales; Aspergillaceae
Gene: pre9
Product: proteasome core particle subunit alpha 3
Exons: 4
Coding region: 1-768 (255 amino acids)
Biological process (GO): ubiquitin-dependent protein catabolic process
Cellular component (GO): nucleus; proteasome core complex; proteasome core complex, alpha-subunit complex
Source: RefSeq, a predicted model, not a curated record
AUGUCACGGAGAUACGAUUCCAGGACAACCAUCUUCUCCCCCGAAGGUCGACUUUAUCAGGUGGAGUAUGCGCUCGAAGCUAUUUCACAUGCUGGUACAGCUCUAGGAAUCUUGGCCAAGGAUGGAAUCGUCCUUGCUGCAGAGAAAAAGGUGACCAGCAAGCUGCUAGAGCAGGACACAUCUGCUGAGAAGCUCUACACACUGAACGAUAACAUGAUCUGCGCAGUUGCCGGUAUGACUGCAGACGCCAAUAUUCUCAUCAACUAUGCCCGACAAGCCGCUCAACGCUACCUCCUCACUUACGGCGAAGAAAUUCCCUGCGAGCAACUCGUUCGUCGGUUGUGUGACCUGAAACAAGGAUACACCCAGCACGGUGGUCUCCGUCCGUUCGGUGUCUCGUUCAUCUACGCAGGUUACGAUCCUCUGAGAGAAUUCCAACUGUACCAGAGCAACCCCAGCGGGAACUAUGGUGGUUGGAAGGCCACUAGUGUGGGAGCAAAUAACGCGAGCGCCCAAAGUCUGCUCAAGCAAGAUUACAAGGAGGACUGCGACCUGAAGGAAGCGUGUGCCAUGGCCGUCAAGGUUUUGAGCAAGACAAUGGACUCGACAAAGCUCAGCAGUGAGAAGAUCGAAUUCGCAACGGUGGGAAAGACCAAGGAAGGGAGGAUCUACCACCAUCUGUGGAAUGCGGAGGAGAUCAAUGCUUUACUGAAGGAACAUGGUUUGGCCAAGGUCGACGAUGAGCCCGAGGCUGGUGAUGUCAAAUAA